Messenger RNA from Glycine soja, 1532 nucleotides. Its product is annotated as probable E3 ubiquitin-protein ligase RHC1A. Gene Ontology annotation, cellular component: cytoplasm. The record is from RefSeq and is a predicted model, not a curated record. Gene Ontology annotation, molecular function: ubiquitin protein ligase activity. Lineage: Eukaryota; Viridiplantae; Streptophyta; Magnoliopsida; Fabales; Fabaceae. Bases 351 to 1280 code for a protein of 309 amino acids. Gene Ontology annotation, biological process: protein ubiquitination. The transcript has 2 exons.
AUCACACUAUGGAGAGGAAGUAGAACUGUAGAGGAAAUGAAGCAUGCGGUGCCAGCUAAGCUGGAUGUCGGUUCCUCGUCAAUAAUCGUCUUUCCCUGCCUCAUGCCAUCAUCCAGUGGUUAGGGUCGGAGAGCUUGCCCUCACUUUUCUCUUCCAUCUUCACUCUCAGUCUCACUCACUCACCAUUCACCAUUGCCCUUUGCGUCGCUCUAAGCAACACGUCCUUUUCGAUCCACAUAUUCCAGUGUGUAUAUAAGUCAUCAUGCUGUUGUGACAGUUAAAGAUAGUGUGGUGUGGAGAAGGAGCCUUGUGAUUAGUUGUUUGAGACCACCAAGGACGUAAACAAGAGGAUGUCAAACAGUAGGAACACUCAUUGGUGUUAUAGUUGCAGGAGGCCAGUUCGGCUGGGGCGGCGAGAUGUGGUUUGUCCUAGCUGUAAUUUGGGAUUUGUUCAUGAACUUAAUGAUAUUGUCCAUGUUAAUCCUUUUGACCUCUUUGGAAUGGACAACAAUGAAGAACGAGAUCAAAGGCUUGGACUAAUGGAAACAUUCUCUGCCUUUAUGAGGCAUCAAAUGGCAGAUAGGGGGCGAAGCCAUGACAUCAGGGUGCGAACAGAUUCAAAUCCUGAACACAGUGCAAGUUUUGCUCCUCUGUUGAUCUUUGGUGGCCACAUACCUUUUAGAUUGUCCAGACAUGGUGGCUUUGAAGCUCUAUUUAAUGGGGCUCCAGGAAUCGGUCUGACACAGGGUAACACAGGCGAUUAUUUUAUCGGUCCUGGACUAGAAGAACUGUUUGAACAGCUUUCAGCUAACAACAGGCAAGGUCCCCUGCCGGCAUCAAGGUCCUCGAUCGAUGCAAUGCCUACCAUCAAGAUCGUGCAGAGGCAUCUUCGAUCAGAUUCGCAUUGUCCGGUGUGCAAAGAUAAAUUUGAACUGGGAUCCAAAGCAAGACAAAUGCCAUGCAACCAUUUAUAUCACUCAGAUUGUAUUGUUCCAUGGUUGGUGCAGCAUAACUCCUGCCCCGUUUGCCGCCAAGAACUGCCGCCACAAGGAUUGAGUAGUAGUAACGGUGGCGCCAAUGGUAGAAGUAGAAGUGCAAGGGUAAGUAGUAGUGGUAGGGAGAGCCAUGGAAGGAGAAAUCCAUUUUCCUUUUUGUGGCCUUUUCGUUCUUCUCAUUCUAGCAGUAAUGAUGAAGCAACAGGAAGCAGCACACCAACACCAACUAUCCCUGAGAAUAGCCAUCAUCAUCAUGCUGGGUAUUCUGGGUGGCCAUUUGAAUGACUUGGUGUGAGUAUAACAUUUUCUUUUGUUUAUUAAUAUGCUCAUGUUGAUUUAAAAAUCUUAUGUACUGAUGCUGCUUGCUUGGGGUGAAAACGGUUUGAGAUCUGAGCCUACCAGUCUGGAUUUGCUUUCUAAAGUUGUCAACUAUUUUUGUAUUAGUGGUUAUUUAUGCAUAAUUGUUUGAUUUUUUUUUUUUACGAUAAUUGUUGUUUGAAUCUAAUAUUCAAUAUAGCAAGUUUUCUUUGUUUUGUA